AUGGAUUACGCCAGAUCUCACGGUGUCUCUGUGAUGCUCCCAGUCACGUCAGACGACCUGCAAAAGCCUGUAUUCAAAAAGUAUUGGUCAUCGAACGUGGCUAAACGCAGUGAUGUUCCCAGAGUCGCAGGAGUUAACAAAAUUGACAUGUCCAAAUUUGCAAACUUGGAGUCCUUUUUUAAACAACAGUCUAAAAGUAGUCAGGAAGCACCAAUAGAGCCCGUGCCAGCGGUUCCCGCCCCUGAGGUGUCUCCCACUGUCGCAGAAAGACCGGUAGAUCCUCAGUCCAGAGACCCGUACAGUGGAUCGGAGUACAUCUUCGGCUUGACCGGCUGCAACUUCAGACCCUUCCUCGAGAGGAAGGACAUUGCUCUAGUGAUGUUCUAUGGCGACGAGGGUGAGGAGAAGGCCAUGUGGGCCCGAGCACAAGUCAAUAAGGCUGCCAGGACAUCACAGAGAGAGAACCACGGUUAUGCUGCUGUGAACUGCGCUCUUAAUCCGGGCCUGUGCCAGUCGGAGGGCGUCUGCAAAACGCCCAUGUACAAAGUCUACUCACGAGGCAACGUACUCAGCACCAUCCAAGAAGUGUGCACCAUCCACGCCAAAGAACUGAAGAUGCUGGUUGAAAACGCGCCGCUGUUGGCGCAACCCAGAGGACCAGUCCCCUGUAGCUGA
Molecule: messenger RNA, 675 nt
Organism: Candidula unifasciata
Lineage: Eukaryota; Metazoa; Mollusca; Gastropoda; Stylommatophora; Geomitridae
Source: the annotation of a GenBank genome assembly